AUGGUCCUCCCACAGCACCCCAAUGCCUCGGCGCCAGUGCUCAGCCACUUCUCACUGCAAGGCAAAGUUGCAGCAGUCACCGGCGGUGUCCGGGGCAUCGGGCUCGAAGUGUCGCGCGCCCUGGCCGAAGCCGGCGCCGACGUCGCCGUCAUCUACAGCACGACGAAGACGGCCGACGAGAUCGCUGCGCAGCUGGCACAAGAUACGGGCGCGAAGGUCAAGGCGUACCGCUCCAAAGUCGAAGACAAAGCAGGCAUCGCCGCGACGCUGGACCAGGUUGUUGCCGACUUUGGCAAACUCGACGUCGUGGUUGCGAACGCGGGGGUUUGUGCGCAUCAUCCGGCUGAGGAGUACAGCGAGGAUGACUGGCGCCGCAACAUGAGCGUUAACUUGGACGGCGCGUUUUACACUGCCCAGGCGGCUGCCAAUGUCUUCAAGAAACUGCAGGCCAUUGGUAACGUCAUUUUCACGGCGUCGGUGUCUGCGACCCUGGUCAAUGUCCCCCAGAAACAGGCUGCGUAUAAUGCGUCCAAGGCUGCGGUUGUGCAUUUGGCGAAGAGCUUGGCGGUCGAGUGGGUGGAUUUCUGCAGGGUGAAUUGCGUGAGCCCGGGGUUUAUCGACACGGAUAUGCUGAGUAUACAUCCUGACGAGUGGAAGAAGAAGUGGUUUGAGAUGAUUCCCGGACGGCGGUUGGCCGAUCCUGCGGAGCUCAAAGGGGUAUACGUUUUCCUUGCAAGCAAUGCUAGCAGUUACAUGACAGGAGCCGACCUCAUCAUAGACGGCGGGUACACUUUGCCAUAA
This is a messenger RNA of Aplosporella prunicola CBS 121167, 801 nucleotides long. RefSeq lists its product as uncharacterized. Gene Ontology annotation, cellular component: intracellular anatomical structure. Lineage: Eukaryota; Fungi; Ascomycota; Dothideomycetes; Botryosphaeriales; Aplosporellaceae. The transcript has 4 exons. Gene Ontology annotation, molecular function: oxidoreductase activity, acting on NAD(P)H, oxygen as acceptor. The coding region runs from base 1 to 801 and encodes 266 amino acids. The record is from RefSeq and is a predicted model, not a curated record.